Stylonychia lemnae is the source of this 1284-nucleotide messenger RNA. Lineage: Eukaryota; Ciliophora; Spirotrichea; Sporadotrichida; Oxytrichidae. The record is from the annotation of a GenBank genome assembly.
AUGACAGAUAAUUCUCCACCUAAAGGGCCAAAGCCUAAUUAAAAAUCAACUUUGCAUAACUUCUACCAGAAAAUUAAAGAUGAUAAGAGUCUUCCUGUAAGGAAAAUACUUGAGUCAUAUUUCAAGAAAAAUAAUAUUGCAGAAUGUUAAACCAGAGAAGAAUAAGGAUAAGCCUUAUAAAACUUAAUGACAUUAAUGGAAGCAAAAUUCCAAGAUAUAUUUUAAGAAACUGAUGAGAAUGAAAUAGAGCUCAAUGGUGAAGGAAUUGAAGCUAUAGUCACUAAGAAUUUUUAUGAAAGAAUUUUUAACACUCCAGAAGAACAUGAUACCAAUAAAUAAGUUUGUGAGAGUAUCAAUAUUCAUUAGAAAUUUUUGAAACCUGAGCACCUUGAAAUCUAAGAAAAUAGAAUCAUUGCAGAAAGGCUUUAAAGAGCAUGUUUAAAUCUAUAAGCGAUGGGGAGUAAUAAGCUUCCAAGAGGAAAGCUUAAUUUUGCCAUUAACUUUUGUCAUGAAAUUUCAAAAAUGUUAGCUGAAUCAGCAAAAGAUGGUAUGCCAGAUGGAGCUGAUACAUUUUUACCAAUGGUAAAUUACAGCUUACUUUAGCUACCAGAGGAUGCAGCAAUUUAAUUAUUCUCUAAUAUGGAAUACAUAAGAUUAUUCAGGCAUUCUAACAGACUUUAAGGUCAAGAUGAUUACUACUUGACUACACUAUCCUCUACAAUAGAAUUUAUCUCAAAUUUAAGCGCCAAAGAUCUCAAGAUAGAUCCUGAUUAUUAUAAUGAGUAGUACAAUUUUUAUAAGGCAUAAUUAAGCUAAGAAACAAUAAAUGAAGAAAUACCUAAGCAGGAGGAGGCUGAUUUAUUAGAAAUUAAUACUGACACAGCAAACGUAAAAUAAGUGGAAGAGUUUCUUUCUAGCUAAGUUUAACUUAAUUCAGAUGCUUAGCCUGAUAGUCAAUUAAAUUCUGAUCAUGUGGCUAAAAUAGAAACUUUGAAUGGUUAAAUAAUGGAUUUGAGUUAAUAAAAUGAAUAGCUGCUUACUGAAAAUAUAAGCAUAAAAUAGCUAUUGAAUAAAUUUAUGGAAGAAACUUAUCGAUUUAAAAAUGAGGAGUUUGAAGAAUAAUCAGUCAAUAAGUUAAGACUAGUGUUUAAUUCAUGCAAAGAACUUAUUCAAAGUUUAGAGCUACAUAUAAAUUAAGAAAGUAAUCAAAGUGAGAAUUUGAUAUAAUUAGACAAUGCUUCAUUAAAACAAUCUCCAUUGAGAUUCAACUUAGAAAAGUAGUGA